Verticillium nonalfalfae is the source of this 867-nucleotide messenger RNA. RefSeq lists its product as uncharacterized. The transcript is spliced from 3 exons. The coding region runs from base 1 to 867 and encodes 288 amino acids. NCBI's taxonomy places the organism in Eukaryota, Fungi, Ascomycota, Sordariomycetes, Glomerellales, Plectosphaerellaceae. The record is from RefSeq and is a predicted model, not a curated record.
AUGGCAACCAAGACUUCUGCAGUGGCGGACGAGCCGAUUGAGGUUCUGUUCGCCCUGCACCCCAAUUUCAACAUUACUGACUUUGCCGGUCCUCUCGAGGUCUUUGCGACUGCCAACUACGAGAAUGACAAGUCUACCACGGCUUUCGAAUGCACCGUGGCCGCUGCCGAGCCCAAGGUCAUGUCCGAGCAGGGCGUCUUCAUUGGCUCUCAGAUCUCCUACAAGGAGGCACACGAGCGCCUGAAUGACUUCGAUGUUCUCGUCGUUGUCGGUGGCGGCACUGAUGCCGUCAUUAAAAGUGAGGCUGAACCCCUUCAGCUCAUCGAUGCGUACUCCGAGCUUCAGCAGAAGGACACCAUUCGCGAGCGUACCCUUCUUUCCAUCUGCACCGGCUCUCUCUUCCUCGCCAAGCAGGGCAUCCUCGCCGGCUUGUCUGCUACCACCCACCCCGACUUCCUCACUACUUUUGAGAACCUCUGCAGCAAGUCUGCGCAGAAGACUCUCGGUGAGCGCACCGACGUCAUCGAGAGCGCUCGCUAUGUCGUGAACAACCUCCGCUUCGACAUUGGCGACGAGGACGAGAACCCCUACAUUCGACGUACAUCCGACGCUGGCCGUCGCCCCUCCAAUGCCCGAAAGGGCAGCAUUUCCUUCCAGGGCUCAGGACGACGCGAAUCCGUUGCUCGUCGCGCAGCGAUGCGUCUCGGCGGUCUUCGCGUUGUCACGAGCGGGGGGGUCAGCGCUGGUAUAGAUGCGGCUCUAUACAUGGUCAGCGCUCUCAUCUCGGAGGAGUCGGCUAACGAGGUGGCCCGCGUGAUGCAGUGGAACUGGGUUAAGGGUGUCGUCGUCGACGGCCUUGAUGUGUAA